Molecule: messenger RNA, 1296 nt
Organism: Prosopis cineraria
Lineage: Eukaryota; Viridiplantae; Streptophyta; Magnoliopsida; Fabales; Fabaceae
Product: mannan endo-1,4-beta-mannosidase 5-like
Exons: 6
Coding region: 1-1296 (431 amino acids)
Molecular function (GO): hydrolase activity, hydrolyzing O-glycosyl compounds
Source: RefSeq, a predicted model, not a curated record
AUGAAGUUCACUAGGAACUUCGUUGCUAUCAUUGUUCUUGUUCUUGUUCUUGUUCUUUCAGAAGCGUUUUGCGAAGCUAGGGUUCUGCAAUCAGCUCCCUCUCCCUCUCCCUCACCUUCACCUUCUCCUUCUCCUUCUUCAUCACCAUCUGGUGGGUUUGUUCAAGCCAACGGUACAGAGUUUGUGCUGAAUGGUUCUACAUUUUUCUUCAAUGGCUUCAAUUCUUAUUGGAUGAUGAAUGUCGCUGUUGAUCCAAAUCAAAGAUACAAAAUCUCAAAUGUCUUUAGAAAGGCUUCUUCUAUCGGUCUCUCAGUGUGUCGAACUUGGGCGUUUAGUGAUGGUGGUUAUCAACCUCUUCAAAUAUCACCUGGUGUAUACAACGAGAACGUCUUCCAGGCACUAGAUUAUGUGGUAGCAGAAGCAAGAAAGUACAACGUGAUGUUGAUUUUAAGUUUAGUGAAUAAUUAUCAUGAUUUUGGAGGAAGACCUCAAUAUGUUCAAUGGGCUAAUAGUUCUGGGGUUCUUGUUACUAAUGAUGACGAUUUUUAUACCAAUCCAGUCAUCAAGGAUUAUUACAAAAAUCAUGUCACGAAAGUGCUAACGAGGAUGAACACAAUCAGUAAAAUAGCUUACAAGGAUGAUCCCACCAUUAUGGCUUGGGAACUUAUCAAUGAACCACGAUGCAAUGUUGAUUAUUCUGGAAAUACAACCAAUGGUUGGGUUCAAGAGAUGGCUAGUUUUGUGAAAUCAAUUGACAAUAAUCACAUGUUGGAGGUUGGAAUGGAAGGCUUUUAUGGAGACGCAAUACCAGACAGGAAGCAAUACAAUCCUGGCUAUCAAGUUGGAACAGAUUUCAUCAAAACCAAUCUCAUUAACCAGAUUGACUUUGCCACAAUCCAUGCAUACCCUGAUAAUUGGUUAUCAGGUCAAAACGAUACAGAUCAAAUGGCAUUCAUGCAAAGAUACAUAACGAGUCAUUGGAACGACUCAACAACAAUCUUGAAGAAGCCAUUGGUGAUGACAGAAUUCGGAAAGUCUAAGAAAGAUCCAGGCUACAACAUCAGUGUUCGAGAUUCAUUCAUGAACAAUGUUUACUCAAGAAUCUAUGAUUUGGCCAGAAAUAAUGGAACUUUUGCUGGAGGGUUGGUUUGGCAACUUGUGGAUGAAGACAUGGAUUCAUAUUAUGAUGGGUAUGAGAUUGUUUUAUCCCAAAACAAUUCCACUAGCAGUGUGAUAAGUCAACAAUGCUCUAAAAUGAUUGCGCUUGAACAUACUGUACACAAUAAACAUCUUUGA